Molecule: messenger RNA, 609 nt
Organism: Staurois parvus
Lineage: Eukaryota; Metazoa; Chordata; Amphibia; Anura; Ranidae
Source: the annotation of a GenBank genome assembly
CUGUCUGCAGUCUCUGGCCAUUCACUUCACUGUUUGCAGUCUCUGGUCAUCCCCUGUACUGUCUGCAGUCUCUGCUCAUUCCCUGCACUGUCCGCAGUCUCUGCUCAUUACUUGUACUGUCCGCAGUCUCUGCUCAUUCCCUGCACUGUCCGCAGUCUCUGUCUCUGGUCAUCUCCUGCACUCUGUCCGCAGUCUCUGGUCAUCUCCUGCACUGUGUCCGCAGUCUCUGGUCAUCCCCUGCACUGUGUCCGCAGUCUCUGGUCAUCCUCUGCACUGUGUCCGCAGUCUCUGGUCAUCCCCUGCACUGUGUCCUCAGUCUCUGGUCAUCUCCUGCACUGUGUCCACAGUCUCUGGUCAUCUCCUGCACUGUGUCCGCAGUCUCUGGUCAUCUCCUGCACUAUGUCCGCAGUCUCUGGUCAUCUCCUGCACUGUGUCCGCAGUCUCUGGUCAUCUCCUGUACUGUGUCCGCAGUCUCUGGUCAUCUCCUGUACUGUGUCUGCAGUCUCUGGUCAUCUCCUGCACUGUGUCGCAGUCUCUGGUCAUCUUCUGUACUGUGUCCGCAGUCUCUGGUCAUCUCCUGUACUGUGUCCGCAGUCUCUGGUCAUUCCU